CUAGCGAGCAUGGAAAAGCCCUGCCACACUUCCUGGAGGUGCCACUUUCGGACUAGCUGCAAACACCAUGUCUGAGUGGAAGAAUAAGUGUGUGGAGGAGUGGGCUCUCCAGGGAGCCCCGAUGCCGGACUCCGUGGACUGGAAGUCAGUGUACGAAGCCAAGCCGCUGGGGAGGAACCUGCUGAAGAACCCUUCGCCUCUCGGAUUAAGCAAAGACAGCCCACCUCCUGAACCCGAGCUACCAGACAUCCCCAUGCAUGGACCUCCUAUUUCUGCUCCAGAAGGUGACUUCACUGGUUGGAAGACAGACACGGAGAUACUUCCUACGGACACAAGUGGGAUCCCACCAGGAGUUGUGAUCUGCUACCUGCCUGAGUACAGUUGGUUCACCUUGGAGCAAGUUGUGGACCUGAAGGCAGAGGGGCUGUGGAACGAGCUGAUGGAUGGGUUCCAGCCGGAAAUCGAGGUCCAAGACUGGUACGAGGAGAGUCAGGUGCAUGAUCAAAUCUAUGAGCUACACGUGAAGCUGCUGGCUGCAGACAAGACUACAGUGAUCGCUGAGCACUCGGUCAGCCCCACCGAGGACCGCAGCGUCUACUCUCACACAUGGAAGGAGGUGUCGCAUGUGUUUUCCGGCUACGGGCCUGGAGUGAGAUAUGUUCACUUCCUUCAUCGGGUCAAGAACAAUUUCGUGAGGCAGUUUUACCCAACAUUGUUCGCCGGCAGCUCUGUGGUGGUCAAGCCUGUCAAAUCCAGCAGCUAAUGUCAUCACAGCCUCCUGCACCCAUGUACGACCAACUUUAAAAUUCCAUCUGUAUUCUAACAGUAAUGCGCAUUUUAAAAUUAAAGUUGAUGUACUACUUCACGCUGAUUUGAAGUCUUGGACUUUGACACUCAUGAAAAUUUAAAUAAAAAAAAAAUUAAGCUAAUUUUAAUAAUUAAUAAAAUUACAGUUUCUCAUUACUUUUUGACAGUAAGACGUGAACACAAAGUACAUACUGUUGGAAGAGAUGAUAAAACUAGAGAC
Messenger RNA from Synchiropus splendidus (mandarinfish), 1027 nucleotides. It is a transcript of the gene nccrp1, whose product is annotated as P1, F-box associated domain containing. The coding region runs from base 68 to 763 and encodes 231 amino acids. The record is from RefSeq and is a predicted model, not a curated record. Gene Ontology annotation, molecular function: ubiquitin protein ligase activity. Gene Ontology annotation, cellular component: SCF ubiquitin ligase complex; cytoplasm. The transcript is spliced from 6 exons. NCBI's taxonomy places the organism in Eukaryota, Metazoa, Chordata, Actinopteri, Syngnathiformes, Callionymidae. Gene Ontology annotation, biological process: glycoprotein catabolic process; SCF-dependent proteasomal ubiquitin-dependent protein catabolic process.